This is a messenger RNA of Anopheles nili, 1692 nucleotides long. It is a transcript of the gene mid, whose product is annotated as T-box protein H15. Gene Ontology annotation, molecular function: DNA-binding transcription factor activity, RNA polymerase II-specific; RNA polymerase II cis-regulatory region sequence-specific DNA binding. Lineage: Eukaryota; Metazoa; Arthropoda; Insecta; Diptera; Culicidae. Gene Ontology annotation, biological process: cell fate specification; heart development; regulation of transcription by RNA polymerase II. The coding region runs from base 1 to 1575 and encodes 524 amino acids. The record is from RefSeq and is a predicted model, not a curated record. Gene Ontology annotation, cellular component: nucleus. The transcript is spliced from 7 exons.
AUGCUGCUCGGGACGCAAACGCACUGCAGUGGGGUGGCGGCUGCAGCGGCCGCGGCCCUUGUGGCGUCGAAGGCCAGCAUCGGUAGCAGUGGGACAGAUUUUUCAAUCGCCGCCAUCAUGGCACGGGGCGCUGGGAACAGCUCGAGCCGGGAACCGUCCGAACGGAGCAGUAGUCCUCUGUCGGUUGAUCGAUUCCCCGAACCAGAAGACGACGUCGAUGUGGACGUAGAGCAGUGCAGCGACUCUGAGGCCCAGAUGACCUCGAAUCGCACGUCCAGCAAACAUCGUACGUCUCAGUCGCGAUCAGGAGCGAUAUCACCAGCGCGAACUGCAACUGCCAGCCCUUCGGAUGAGGAACGGCUCACGCCAGAACCCGCGCAGACCAAAUCAACUAUCGUCGGAUCGUGCAACUGCGACGACCUGCGGCCCGUUCAGUGCCACCUUGAGACGAAGGAACUCUGGGACAAGUUCCACGAUCUCGGCACCGAGAUGAUCAUCACCAAAACGGGCCGCCGCAUGUUUCCGACCGUACGGGUGUCUUUCUCGGGUCCACUGCGCCAAGCGACUCCUUCCGAUCGGUACGUCGUCCUGCUUGACAUCAUCCCAAUGGACAGCCGGCGCUAUCGGUACGCGUACCACCGUUCGUCCUGGUUGGUGGCCGGAAAAGCCGACCCACCACCACCAGCUCGCCUUUACGCCCACCCAGACACACCAAUCGGUCCCGAAGCUCUCCGCAAGCAGGUCAUAUCGUUCGAGAAAGUCAAGCUCACCAACAACGAGAUGGACAAGAACGGCCAAAUCGUGCUGAAUUCGAUGCAUCGCUAUCAGCCACGUGUUCAUCUCGUUCGCCUGGCACAUGGUCAGAAUAUACCAACCUCACCGAAGGAGCUCCAAGAUGUGGAUCACAAGACGUACGUUUUCUCCGAGACAGUUUUCACGGCGGUGACGGCGUACCAGAACCAGCUGAUAACGAAGCUCAAAAUCGACUCGAACCCGUUUGCCAAAGGCUUCCGAGACUCGUCACGGUUGACCGAUUUCGAUAGUUACUCUGGCAUGGACCCAAUGGAUGCGCUGUUACUCGAGCAGCAUCUUCGUUCACCGAUGCGCCUAUUCCCAGACCCGAUGGCGAUGGCGCAGUUCGCCUCCAGCCAAGAUCCGGACGGUUCCGCCCAGGCAGCAUUGUUCGAGAAGGCUCGCCAACAUCUCCAGAUGUGGGGUCGCUCGCCCUACAGCGAACUGCUGCUCCCACAAAUGUACCAGCGGGCUCCUGCGAAUCUUGGAGCGCUUAAUCUCGGCCUUUGGCAAGCAACUGGUGGUCAGUGGCCACCUCAGAUUCCACCCGGAUUCCUUCAACAAACAGCUUCCCUAGCAGCCGUCGCCGCAGCAGCUUCAGGAGGCCAAGGACCUCACACGCCACCACCGACGGCGGCUGGUUCUACUCCUUCUCCUGGCUCGGGAUCACCAUCACCAAAUGAGAUGAGGGCUAGGCAGCUGGGAAACCGAUUCAGUCCUUAUCAGAUACCUCCGCAGCAUGGACCACAUCCUCCGGGAUCUUCCAGGACACCUCCCAACUAGCGCUCGGUGAUGGUCACGCACACAGUGUAGAUACAAGCGAGCCGGUGUUGUACAUAGUCGAACGUAAGGAAUAGUUUGCUGCAGCAAAAGGGGAAAAAAAAUCAGCUUUGGAGCCGC